CCAGAGCCGAAAAAAAUCUGUGUGUGCGCAUGAGGCUGUUGAUGUGCAAAUGUGGAUCAUAUUGAGAGGGUCUGAAUAGGGAGGUGUGACGUAAGGAGGGCUGCGCGCAGGUGCUUAUCUCCAAGCCGUCAAAGGCACUGGAUGGCAUAUCAUGGAAACUACCUUUCAAGGCAACAGCUUUAGUGUUUCCUGUCAGCACACCAGGGAGGAGAGAAAUAGUUUUGGAAACACACAAAAAAAGGUCCCAGCUCUGUGAGAUUCUUGGAAGGACUGUGUCAAUUCCAUGUUGUGUGGCUGUGUGCUCAUACCAUUCUAAGCUCCAGCUCCAGAUGAACCAGGGUAGUGUGUGGUGGCAGGAACAGCUGACUCAUUAGUAGAGAGCAGUGAAAGUAGCAAUGGCAACUCUCUGGUUCAAAUUCAGUAGCUGCUAGGGAAGAUGAAUUUCAAGAUUUUCCACUAAAUUGAACAAAAAUAUUGGCAGACAGGUUACCUGAAGAAAGAAUGAUGGAUGCAGAUGUUGAAGAUAAAACAUUGCAUACUUUCUCAAAAGGAACUGAAGUACCAAUGGAUUCUCUGAUCCAAGAACUCAGGGCUGCAUAUGAUUGCUCUAUGGCAAAGAAGAGGAGAGCUGAAGAGCAGGCACUGGGAGUGCCAGUUAACAAGAGGAAAUCUCUAUUAAUGAAACCCCGGCACUACAGCCCAGACAUGGACUGCAAGGGAAACCCAGACAACAAGAAUGAGGAAGAUGGCCUCUUAGAAAUGAAUGAGCACUCCACUGCAGAGGGAAUCAUGGUAAAGCCCAUGGAUGAGACCCUUCAUUCACCUGCACAAGAAAGCUCACUCCAAAAGGAAGACCAGUACAUGUGUUACCCAGAGCUCACGGUUAAAUCUCUAACGCACUUAGGAAAAUUCGAAGAAAAUGUGUCUGGGCAGACCAUAGGUGAGCACUUAAAUGACAGUGGCAUCCAGUCUUUAAAAGCAGAGAGUGAUGAGGCAGAUGAGUGCUUUAUGAUCAAUUCAGAUGAUGGAAGAGACAAAGUCCACAGUUCCCAGCCACCUUUCUGCUCUUCUGGUGACAGUGGAAGUGACUCUGACAGUGCAGAGAAUGGGUGGGGUAGUGGCUCCAACUCAUCAGAAGACAUUGACCACAGAGGCCACAGACACAAGCUGACAUACACUAAAAAGGACCUGUUGGAGGUUUCUGAGAUAAAAGCUGAAGGUGACAGAUUUUCCCCUUAUGAGAAUAGGCGUGGUUCUGACACAGAUGGGAGAGACCCACAGAACUCAUACAUGGAACCCGAGGCCAACAAAGCCCAGCCUUCAUUCCCAGAGGCUGAAGAUGGUGAGAGCCUGGUCCCAGUAACAGAGGAGCCUGGAGAAAUGGAGAAAGUGAAGGGGAACCUGAGUUUGCUGGAGCAGGCUAUUGCCUUACAGGCAGAACGAGGUUCUGUCUUCCAUCACACCUAUAAGGAGCUGGACCGCUUUCUUCUGGACCACCUGGCGAGAGAACGGAGGCAAACCAAGGUUACUGACACUGGUGGAAGAGAAAUCUUUAACAAUAAACAUUCACCAAGGCCUGAAAGGAGGGAGGCCAAGUGCCCCAUCCCUGGCUGUGACGGCACAGGGCACGUAACUGGGCUCUAUCCCCACCACCGCAGCCUUUCCGGGUGCCCCCACAAAGUGCGAGUUCCUCUGGAAAUUCUUGCCAUGCAUGAGAAUGUGCUCAAAUGUCCCACCCCAGGAUGCACAGGAAGGGGACAUGUGAACAGCAACCGCAACACUCACAGAAGUCUUUCAGGUUGUCCAAUUGCUGCAGCUGAAAAGUUGGCAAUGACCCAGGACAAAGGUCAACUUGAUUCUUCCCAAACUGGGCACUGUCCUGAGAAGGCUCACAGGACGAAUUUGGUGAAGCAAAUUGAAUUUAACUUCCGCUCACAAGCCAUCACCUCUUCAAGAGCCACUGUAUCAAAAGAACAAGAGAAGUUUGGGAAAGUGCCAUUUGAUUAUGCCAGUUUUGAUGCUCAAGUUUUUGGUAAACGUCCUUUCCUACAAGCAGGCCAAGGACAAAAAACACCACCAUUUCUUGAAUCAAAGCAUUUUUCAAAUCCAGUGAAAUUUCCUAAUGGGCUGCCUAGUGCUGGCGCCCACACACAGAGCACAGUCCGUGCCAGCUCUUAUGGCCAUGGUCAGUGCAGUGAAGACACCCACAUAGCAGCAGCUGCUGCCAUCCUGAACCUUUCCACCCGCUGCAGGGAAGCCACAGACAUCCUCUCCAACAAACCACAGAGCCUGCAUGCCAAGGGAGCUGAGAUAGAAGUGGAUGAAAAUGGCACAUUGGACUUAAGCAUGAAAAAAAAUAGAAUCCUGGACAAGUCUAUACCCCCAACUUCCUCUCACACUACAGUUACAACACCAUCUUCUUCCCCAUUCAAAGCAAGCAGCCUUCUGGUAAAUGCUGCCUUCUACCAGGCUCUUUGUGACCAAGAAGGCUGGGAUGUGCCCAUCAACUAUAGUAAAACCCAUGGAAAGACAGAGGAGGAGAAAGAGAAAGACCCUGUGAACUCCUUAGAAAAUUUAGAAGAAAAAAAGUUUGCCGGAGAGGCCUCUAUUCCAAGCCCAAAGCCCAAGCUCCAUUCAAGGGAUCUCAAGAAAGAGCUAAUCACAUGCCCAACACCAGGAUGUGAUGGAAGCGGCCAUGUCACAGGCAACUACGCGUCUCACCGCAGUGUCUCUGGAUGUCCUCUAGCCGAUAAGACUCUUAAGUCACUCAUGGCUGCCAACUCUCAGGAGCUUAAGUGUCCAACCCCAGGUUGUGAUGGUUCUGGACAUGUGACUGGGAACUAUGCUUCCCACAGAAGCUUGUCUGGUUGCCCUCGUGCAAGGAAAGGUGGCAUCAAAAUGACUCCUACCAAGGAAGAUAAAGAAGAGUCUGAACUUAAAUGUCCUGUAAUAGGGUGUGACGGCCAAGGUCACAUAUCAGGCAAAUACACAUCACACCGCACAGCUUCUGGUUGUCCUCUGGCUGCCAAGAGACAGAAGGAGAAUCCCCUCAAUGGGUCCCCUCUCUCCUGGAAACUGAACAAGCAAGAACUUCCCCACUGUCCCUUGCCAGGAUGCAAUGGGCUGGGUCAUGUAAAUAAUGUUUUCGUCACCCACAGAAGCUUAUCUGGAUGCCCUCUCAAUGCACAAGCUAUCAAAAAGGUCAAGGUCUCUGAGGAACUAAUGACCAUCAAGCUCAAAGCAACCGGGGGUAUUGAUGGUGAUGAAGAAAUUAGGCAUUUGGAUGAAGAAAUAAAGGAACUGAAUGAAUCCAACCUUAAAAUUGAAGCAGAUAUGAUGAAACUUCAGACCCAGAUAACAUCUAUGGAGAGCAACUUGAAGACCAUAGAGGAGGAGAACAAGCUGAUAGAACAGAGCAAUGAGAGUCUGCUGAAGGAGCUGGCAGGCCUCAGCCAGGCUCUCAUCUCCAGCCUUGCUGACAUCCAGCUGCCACAGAUGGGGCCUAUCACGGAGCAGAAUUUUGAAGCGUAUGUAAAUACUCUCACAGACAUGUACAGCAAUCUGGAGCGGGACUAUUCACCGGAAUGCAAAGCUCUACUGGAAAGUAUUAAGCAGGCGGUGAAGGGCAUCCACGUGUAGGAGGGCAGCAUGCAGGAAGCAGAGGUCACCACAUCAGUGAAUUCCAGCCGAUCCACAGGGGCCUCUCACCCCUCGAGCCUGGAGGCUUCCCCCUGCAUUUAUAAUUGCAACAUUGCACUAAUUUUCUCCCAGCUGACAUAAAAAGGAAAAAAAACUAUGAUAAACUCUUUGGAUUAAAAGUAAUGCAGUCAGUUAUUAGAUCUCAUUUAUUUUCAUAUCUUUUUCUUUUAUUUCUUCAUUGUACUCUUUAUUUUGUAAAGUAUAUAUAAAAUAAAUGUGACAUUUUAUAUUUUAUUUAUUACUAAUCAAAGAGUUUUUUAUCUUUUAACUGCAUUUUGAAGUCUACCAUAUUUUUACAGGUGUGUUUAUUAAUUUAUCUCCUAAUAGAUUUAAAUAGAAAUGCUGUUCUCAAAUCACUCAUCUUUCUGGGUUUAAUGAGAAAAACAACAACAACAACAAUAAGGUGUAAAAGAAAUCCCUGUGUGAGGACUGCACUAUGGUCAAGUUUGAUUUCUGCUGUGCACUUCUUUUCCCCCUUCCCUGGUUUUGUAAAUGGUUCUUGGUAAUGUGAGCUGCAAAGGACUAUGAAGAUAAAUGGUGCCCACUAGUGGGAAAUCUCCGUUCAUAAAAGCACAGGAUGCUGGCAAACAGUGUGCUCAGAAUUUGAUAGCAAUAAUUAAAUAAAACAGUCAGCAGAAUAUUCCAUGUGGCUGCAUGGAUUUAAUUAAUAAGAAUUAUUUAUUUGAGCUGUCUAAAGCAUAGAUUUUAAGUGAACCAGAUUUUGCCUUUUUGUUUUUCAAGUCACAUUGGCUAGUUGGCAGCCCUUCCCCAAGAUGAGAACUAAGCUUUGAUGUGACCAGCUAGGCUUUUCCUGCUACAUGUUAGUACAAUAUUACAAGUGACAAUAUUGGUAUAGAGUUAUACGUAGCAAAUACAGACACAUCCAAAUGGAAAUUUUGUAGAUACAAUAUCCCUUGAAAUAGCAUUUAUCUUACUGGAUUGACUGGAAAAGAGUGGAAAACAUAAUAAGACAUGAAAAAGUGUUAUUCCAAUCUGAAAACUGACAACAUUGGUCUACAUUUCCCUAGGAAAUAAGACAAUUUUCAAUUUGAUAUAACUAUUGGACUAUACACACAUGCACAUGCACAUGCACACGCACACACACACCACACACACACACUGGCACAGUCCACACAUAUAUGAACUCACACUGAUUCACACAUGAAAUUGAGUCUAAAAAUCUCAACUGGAUCAGAGUUUAGUAAUUGCUGUAGUAAAGGCAAUGUCUAUUUCAGGGACUGUAAAGUAGUUUAAGCAUUGUUUCAAAGGUUUUUUUAUAUUUAUUUUUUUUAAGGAAAAGGUAUAAACAACCAGCUAAACUGCCUUUUUGGUGUACACACACAUUUCAUGUGCAGAUGUGCCUCUGUGUAAAUGUACACAUGAACUUUAGUGUGGGCUUAAUUUUCUGUGCUAUAAUAAAGUGUUUAUUUUCUACUAGCCUCAUGGAUAUUUAGAUUUAGUGUGAUGGCAUUCACAGGCUUGAAUUCACUGUUACUACUGUUACCUGCUCAGAUACAUGAACAGUGGUCCACUCUCAUGGAAUUGUGGUUAUUGUUACCUGCUCAGAUACAUGAAAAGUGGUCCACUCUCAUGGAAUUGUGGUUAUUGUUAUGCAUCAAGUGGGGCUUAUCUUUGGCUGGGGGUUCAUUUGAACUCUUGAAUCUUAGUUUAGUGAAAAUGACAUGUCUGUUUUUAGGUAGAAAAGGUGUUUAUUUAAAAGAAGCAGCUACCAUGAGUGGUGUCUACUAAAAACGGGACACAAAAUUUCCUAUUAAAAUAUGUCUUUGAACAUUUUGCUACACAAUACUUCGAAGAAGCACACAAAUGGGCUCACUUAUUACAAAGACAAAAGUUUACUUUGCUAAAUAUUUUAACAAGUUUGUUAUAUAUUUUAUUUAAAGAGAUCUCUUACAAACCUAUGUAUUUAUUACUAUAAUUUACAUGACUUCAGUUAAUUUAUUUGUGUUCACAUAGUUUUAUGAAGUGUGUCUGUAUUUAUUUGCCACCUUGGUACUUGUGUUUUGUAACAUGCACUGAAUUGUUUUUGUUUCAAUUAUGUUAAUGAUUGGUACUGUAAAUUGGGUCUUUUGUAAACAAAACAGGCAAUGAUGUAUGCAUUUUUAUUUGAAGUAGUUUGUUUGUAUACGGUUUCUUCAAAUAAUUAAUAUUUCUUACAUCAAUGCAACAAAGUUGUGUUCAGUGCUGUACAUUUGGUGUAUGGUAGGAAAUAAAAAUUGAUACUGAA
Molecule: messenger RNA, 5944 nt
Organism: Mesocricetus auratus (golden hamster)
Lineage: Eukaryota; Metazoa; Chordata; Mammalia; Rodentia; Cricetidae
Gene: St18
Product: ST18 C2H2C-type zinc finger transcription factor
Exons: 25
Coding region: 502-3639 (1045 amino acids)
Biological process (GO): regulation of transcription by RNA polymerase II
Cellular component (GO): nucleus
Molecular function (GO): RNA polymerase II cis-regulatory region sequence-specific DNA binding; zinc ion binding; DNA-binding transcription factor activity, RNA polymerase II-specific
Source: RefSeq, a predicted model, not a curated record